Molecule: messenger RNA, 2337 nt
Organism: Hemisphaericaspora subhashii
Lineage: Eukaryota; Fungi; Ascomycota; Pichiomycetes; Serinales; Debaryomycetaceae
Gene: SPT20
Product: Spt20p
Exons: 1
Coding region: 1-2337 (778 amino acids)
Biological process (GO): regulation of transcription by RNA polymerase II
Cellular component (GO): SAGA complex
Molecular function (GO): transcription coregulator activity
Source: RefSeq, a predicted model, not a curated record
AUGAAUGCACCAGGCGUUGCAAACGCAGCCAAACCACCUAUCCAACUGGGUCUAGAUAACCUCACACCUGCCCAAAUGCAAGCUAAAGCUGCUGCCAUGAGACAACAACAGAUGCAACAACAAAAGCAGCAGCAGUUGAAACAACAGAUCCUCCAACAACAGCAGAAUCAACAGCUGCAACAACAACAGCAACAACAACAACAACUUCAGCAACAGCAACAGCAACAACAACAGCUAAAACAAAAAUUAAAUCUUCAAAACUAUCAUUUUGCUACUACAUCAGAGGAAAUACUAAAAAAAUAUUCAAAAUAUCCAGCAUCAUUAAGUUUGCAUAUUUUUGAAAGUCAUUAUAGAUUCAAUAAUUCUCAAGAUUCUCAAAUCAUACCCAAAGAUUCACCCAUGAUCAAAGACUUUAUGCGUCAUGUAUUAAAAGAAGAGAUUCCUAUUGAAAUGAGUGAACUUCUUAAAGACUUUUCAAUAAGAUCCUAUGAUGGUUGUCUCAUAUUACAAGUAUAUGAUCAUAGAAAUAUGGUCAAAACCAGUGUAAUUACAAAUCAAAGAACACAAGCGGCUCCUAACUCAUCACCCAACAAAGACGGAAACCAAAAGGCUACCACAGUGGUAUCAAAACCAAGGACAUAUAGGACACUACUCAAACCUACACCGUUAUCAAUAUAUUAUGAUUUAUUAUAUCAUACUGAUUCUGCAUUAACUAAAUUCACUGAUACUUUAUCGCUUCAGAUGGAAUCAGAGAUCUUAACUUUAACUAAUAGAAAAUUGGAUUUAGCUGUUCCUUUGAAUCCAUAUAAGGCGGACGAUUAUCUUAAACCCGAUGAGGCAUCCCCUCAAAUUGAGUGGGAUGAAGAAUUAGAAGAUAAUAAAGUGCUAUUCAACCAUAGGGAUGCAAUUGAACAACCCCCAAGGAAGAUACAUCUGGAUGAAAUGGUAUUGCAUAAAUCCUCAGAAUACGAGGAAAUCAUGUUAUUGUUGUCUAAUAGAUAUAAACGUACAGAUGAGCUUCAGGAUAAGAAAUUAGUAAUCGUUAAUGCUUCAUCUAUUCCAACAUCGGUUGCGGCAUCCACAGCAACAACCACCACAACUGCGACGACGAAAUCAGGAAAGGAGGGUUCUGUGGCUACUGAAGGAAGGGGAAGAAAAGGUGAUAAGACAAAUGCAGCAAAUACCCCCGCUGCACCACCAGCCCCAGCACCGACGCAAGUAACUACAAGCACACAAAGCUCUGCCAGAGCAACUGGGCAAUUUAUGAGAUUGAGAUUAAUUGAAGAGAUCAGGAAGAAGCGAGAAGCCGAGAAACUUCAACAAGAAGCCAAGAUUCAAGCAGCUGCAGCAGUGCAAAACAACGAAGCUAUUCAACCACCUCCACCUCCGCCACCGCAAUCUGUUCCUCCACCUGAGCCACAACCUGCAGCAACUAACAAAAGACAAGCACAGACACUGGGUCAACUGGCUCCAAAGAGAGCGAAGAAGGAGCCAACCAAGAAACAAUUGCAAGCACAAGCACAGGCACAGGCACAAGCACAGGCGCAGUUACAAGCACAAGCACAGGCACAACUCCAAGCACAGCAAUCACAGGCACAACAACAAGGAACUCCCCAGUUUAAUGGUACGGGAAUGUCUAGUUCUAAUUCACAAGCUACUUCUGCCGCUAGCACGCCUGCUAUGAGAAGUAAUCCAGGUAUACCAGGACAACAACUGCCACCACAACAACGGAUGCAAAAUAAUCAAACUAGUGUGCCUGGGCAACAACAACAGCAGCAAGUCAUGGGAUCAACAACGCCACAACAACAAUCUGCUCAAGCGCCGCAAUUGACUCUUGUACAACAGCAACAACAACAGAUUUUCCAGAAUUCGCUUUCACCAGAAGAACAACAGGUGUUUAAGCAGAUGCAACAGAAGAUGAAUGCGUUAGCAAUGAUGGGGAAUACGGGUAUUGCACCUAAUAGACAACAAUUAACCCCACAACAGAAACAACAAGCACUUGUACAAGCCAAGAAUAUUCAACAACAAUUGAUCCAAAAAUUCCCACUUUAUUUCCAAAGAUUGAAACAAUUCCAAUUGAUCCAACAACAAAGACAAGCGAAACAGAAACAACAACAGCAGCAACAGCAGGCGAAAUUACAAGCUGCUGCUUCUGCCCAGGCUGCGGCUGCGAACAAUUCGCAACAGAUUCAACAACAGCAGUUUUCGCAACAACAUGCUAAUGUUUCUGGGAAAUCUGUUCCUGGUGGUGCUCCUACUCCUGUUCCUGCGGCUGAAGCACCUCCAAAGAAGAAGAGGCAAUAUCGAAAGAAGAAUCAGGCUGCUAUUCAAAACUAA